UCAGACACUCAGAUCUCGCUCCUUACUGAGCUUUACUAAACGGAUAUUUAACCACCACCCGACCAAGACACUACCCCUACCAGCUCCAACCUGCUGCUAUGUGUAAAGGACUAGCAUCGCUGCCCACCUGCUGCCUGGAAAGGUACAUGAAGCUUCAUGCAAACAUUCACAUGGGAUUAGGAUUACAGGAUAUGGAAGACAGCUCUGCUGUUUUAUCUGUGUGCAUCUGCAUGGCCAAGGAGCUGAAAGCAAGGCUGGGAAGCAUUCUGCAAAAACCCAACUGGAAUCUAUCCAGCUGCAAAAUGGGGCACAAUAAGCCAACCAUGGAGGAAUGCCUUAGGUGGAAACAGUCCUUUGAAAAACUCUUGUCCAGCAAAUAUGGACUGUGUGCCUUCACUGCCUUCCUGGUAUCCGAGUUCAGCGAAGAGAACAUCGCGUUCUACUUUGCCUGUGAGGAUUACAGGAGUACCAAAUCUCCUGCCAAAUUAUCAGCCAAAGCCCAGAAGAUCUAUGAUGAAUUCAUCGGCAGCGACGCUCCCCGGGAGAUUAACAUUGACCACGAAACUCGUGAUAUCACCAAAGCCAACAUGCUGGAGCUGUCAUCUUCUUGCUUCGACCUGGCCCAGCACAAGAUCUACAUGCUCAUGGCCAAAGACUGCUACCCUCGGUUCCUCCGCUCUCCAGCCUACAGGGACCUAGUGUGCCAAGCCAAACCAAGCGCCAAGGCCACCAAGCCGCCCCGGCAGGAGAAGAAGGCGUGAAUAUCUCUCCGUGAGCUGAUGGAGAAUUGUUAGUGUUAGCGGUCGCCUUAAGGGUUGAGAAGGCAAGACAGGCAUAGCGUUAGGUGCUGCAUCAUGAAGCUGGACGCAGUUGCAGACACAGAGAUCGUGACGAUCUAGAAAGCGGCAGUGGAUGAGCGCAUUCUGUUGGCUCUGUCCAUUCGAAGAUAUGGACAGAUUGAAGGGAAAUGGAAAAUGGAGGAGAAGUUGAUGCCUUAAGUGGAUUGUGUGAAUACAGAUGAUGUUUGGACAGCAAAGUCAAGGGAAAGUGUAUCACACUGAGACAAUCAAAAAAGAAGGGCAGGAGAAGUGGGAAAAACACUUUUCUUUACAAUUAGGCAAAUUUUUGUGAUUGUGAUAUAUAAUGUCCCUCUGUCAGAUUCUUACACUGUUUGUGAACAGGCAUGUAGGAUACUUUAUGAUUUUGUAUUUAUUUGUAUUUAUUUGACUGUAAUAUAUUUGUUGCAUUUUUACCAAACAAAGAUGAAAAAUGUGCAAUUUAAUUUAUAAGAUAAUAUUUAUAUCACUGUUUUCUUUUUUUACUUACCAGCAAAUAAACUAAAUUAUUUGAAAAACUAGUAAAA
Molecule: messenger RNA, 1363 nt
Organism: Dicentrarchus labrax (European seabass)
Lineage: Eukaryota; Metazoa; Chordata; Actinopteri; Moronidae
Product: regulator of G-protein signaling 5-like
Exons: 5
Coding region: 99-761 (220 amino acids)
Source: RefSeq, a predicted model, not a curated record